This is a messenger RNA of Anas platyrhynchos (mallard), 1777 nucleotides long. RefSeq names its product FXYD domain containing ion transport regulator 6 (gene FXYD6). Gene Ontology annotation, molecular function: sodium channel regulator activity. Gene Ontology annotation, cellular component: membrane. Lineage: Eukaryota; Metazoa; Chordata; Aves; Anseriformes; Anatidae. The record is from RefSeq and is a predicted model, not a curated record. Gene Ontology annotation, biological process: regulation of sodium ion transmembrane transporter activity.
GAAAGCCGAGCGUGGAUGAGGACGUGGAGCCAUCCCCGGCACCCGUUUCUGCCAGCCCGCGGUGCUCGGAGCUCCUUUCCCGAGGCUUGCGAGGAGUCGUGCUUCUGCCGGGAGGCGAGACUUGGUGGUGAGGACAGCUCCUGGCACGCAGCCAUGGACGCGGCGCUGAUCGUCCUCUGCUCCCUGCUGGUGCCGGUGGCCGUGGCAGACGUGGGGACCCAGGAGAAGGAGGAAGACCCCUUUAACUACGAUUACCAGAGCCUGAGGAUCGGCGGGCUGGUGUUUGCCGUGGUGCUGUUCACCGUGGGCAUCCUGCUUAUCCUCAGCAGGAGGUGCAGGUGCAGUUUCAGCCACAAGCCCAGAGCCCCGGGGGAUGAAGAGGCUCAGGCUGAGAACUUGAUUGCCUCCAACGCAACGGGAGCACAGAAAGCAGAGAACUGAAGCGGAGCCAUGCGACCCAGCGCCCCCAGGACAGGCACUCGGACUGCAGCCACCACCUGCCUGCCAGGAGCCUGACCCCACAGCACCGGGUCCCCCCGGGGAGCCGCGGCGCUGCUGUGCCCGGGUUCCCCCCGCACCUGCCCAGCAGCUCCGUGCCCCCCAGCCUGGCCGAGCUCCCCCCGUCCCGUGCCUCCAGUGCUGUGUGACCGUCCUGUAAGGUGCUCGUUGCCUCUAGGGCUCGUCGUUGCCGGUGUUGUGGUAGUGAUUUCUCCUCACCUUUCUCGUGCUGUGAGUGUGAUGGGGCUGGGUAGGGGCAGGAGCUGUCCCCCAGCCCGUGUUCCCCCCGGUUUGCCUCUGGGAGCUGGGCUGCUCCCCCCCGCCCUGCCCCUGGCCACCUGCCCAGGGACCACCGAGGGGCCGAGCAGGCUCCUGGGGUUUGUGGAGCACCUCUGUGGUGCUGCAGAAAUUCCCCUGCUCCCUCCCGAGCCCGGGCACGGGAGCUGCAGGGCACGGAGAGCCCCGGGGCUAUGCCUGGAGCAGUGCGGGGACCAAGCCCCCCGUCCCACUGCCCAGCCCAGGGGGGCUGCCGAGCACUGGUGCGUGGUGGUGCCAGCGCUGGGCACCAUCCCCCUGGUGGAGCAGCCCAGCAGAGUUUUGGGGGUUUUUCCAGCCGUCUGUGGGCUGCGUUGGGAGCAGCAGGGAGCAGCCUGCCCCGCACGGUGCUGCUGCCCCAUGUUGAGGCUCAGCAAUAAUCCCGCAGGCACCCAGGGGCUCGGCUCUGCUGGGACGCCUCGGUGCUGGGCGUGAGGUGUGGGGGGAGCCUGGUGCAGCCCUGCCCCAUCUGCUCAGCACCCCCUGUCCCUGGCCAGGACCACGCAGCCUGGGGCAGGAUUCUGCAGGGCUGCGGGUGGGCUCUGUCCCUCAGUGUCACAUCCCCUGGUGGCACCAGGGAGCAGGCUCCAUCCCCUCCGUGCAAGGCAGAGGGACCGUGUCCUGUGUACCUUGUCCCUUCCACCCCACCAACAGCCUCAGCUCCCCCCCGUCUCCGUGCUGCCCCCCAGCCGCAGCCCCCCCAUGCCCCCCAGCCCCCAGUGUCGCUGUGUGCGUGUCCCGGUGUCGGUGUUGGAGUGCCCGUGGUGUCCGUGGCGUGCCGUCGGUGUGAACACGAAACAAAGCAACCCCCGUGGUGUGUGCAAACGGCCGUACCCCGGCUGCUGUGAGAUAACCCCAGCUCCCCUCCUGCCCCCUGAGCAGGGGGAGCGCCUGCUGCUGCGGGAAGGGACGGGCGUGUUGGCUGCCGUCAGUCGGGGGGGCGAGGAAUAAAACUUGGUUUCUA